Molecule: messenger RNA, 2665 nt
Organism: Achroia grisella
Lineage: Eukaryota; Metazoa; Arthropoda; Insecta; Lepidoptera; Pyralidae
Product: synaptic vesicle glycoprotein 2B
Exons: 11
Coding region: 426-2099 (557 amino acids)
Biological process (GO): transmembrane transport
Cellular component (GO): membrane
Molecular function (GO): transmembrane transporter activity
Source: RefSeq, a predicted model, not a curated record
UUUGCUUCAGCGCGAAAACACGUUGCUAUUGCUCGACGUAACAUCGAAAGCCAGUCGAUAUAUUAUACAAACAAUCUGAAAUAAUAAUCCUAAGUGUACCAACCACGAGCUGUGAAUAGACAGUACCUUAUGCACUCAUUAAGGAACUCAAGUGACGUGAAAUGGUUCCCAAAAGUGAUAUUUGACGCGAGUUUAUUUGAUUGUUUGUGAUAUUUACUUAGUCUAAUUUCAUUGACAUUAUAAAAAAACAUGCUAGUUUACAGAACUUUGUGACAACCGAUUCCUGUUCAGUUAAACUAACGUCUUCGCUCGAAGCUAAAUAGAUUUAAAUUAGUCGAGUCGAACGCCGUUGGAAGCGACUAGCUAGCCAGUGAGUGUUCUAGUCUGUGCAAAAGCCGACAUACAUCGCCGCCCGCCCGCAUAGAAUGGUAGAAACUGACCCGGGGCCCAAGAAAACUCACAAUUGUGAUGUAAAGGGAAACCACCAACUAAACGGACCAGGUUCCAAAACUGUUGAUCUUGGAGUCGUUCCGUCUCUGAAGACACCAACCAAAACCGACCCAGAAAAAGGUCCAAAUUCUGAAAAAGCUGACUUCGAGAAGGCUAUAGAAUUAACUGGAUAUGGACGAUUCCACUACCUGCUGUUGGCGGUAUGCGGCCUCGUCAGCACCUCGGAGGAGAUGGACGUCAUCUCGAUGUCCUUCAUACUCCCGUCGGCGCAGUGCGACUUAGAUCUUACCACGCAGACUAAAGGAUGGUUGAACAGCAUAAUUUUCAUCGGUAUGAUGGCUGGUGCAUACGCGUGGGGUUCUGUGGCAGACUCGUUAGGCCGCAAGCGUGUGCUCAUAGCCAUUUCCGUGAUCAACGGCGUGGCCAUCGUCUCGUCUUCCUUCAGUCAGAACUAUGAGCUCUUCAUGCUUUUCCGCUUUAUAAACGGUGCCGCCUUGGGUGGCUCGGGUCCGGUGAUAUGGUCAUAUUUCGCGGAGUUCCAGCCCAAAAAGAGACGUGGGGCGAUGUUGAGUUUCAUGGCAGCUUUUUGGACGCUGGGCAACUUAUUUGUCGCCGGACUAGCAUGGGUCAUUAUUCCAGCUGAAAUUGGUGGUGAAACCGGCGGUUUCGUGUAUAACUCAUGGCGAAUCUUCCUCCUAGUGAUGUCACUGCCUUCAUUCCUAGUGGCUGCACUUCUUUUACUUCUACCAGAAUCGCCGAAAUUUUUACUAAUGACCGGUCGCCACGACGAUGCACUUGAAGUAUUCCGAAGCAUCUACCUCAUGAACACGGGCCGUAGCAAAGAGGAGUACCCAGUGAAACAAUUGUUGAUUGACGGGCCAGUUCACACCAAACCAGAGAAGCAAAUCGAGCCGAAAGAGCCUAAGUCGAAAUGGAGGCAAAUGUUAAGUGACAUUGUGGAGCACAGUAAACAGCUAUUCGUACCGCCGAUACUGAAGUUCACAACGAUAUCUAUCACAAUUAACUUUACAUUCCAUAUCGGGUACUACGGGCUGAUGAUGUGGUUCCCGGAGAUGUUCAACCGUUUCGACGAGUGGUCCCGGUCGCACGACAACGCGGAGGCAGAUAUUUGCCAGGUGACGGCUUACGUGACCCGCCACGGCACGCACUCGGACGCGGCGGCGUGCGACGCGCACAUACACUCCGACGUGUUCAUGGAGUCCCUCAUCACCGUCGCCGCCGCUAUACCGUCCAACAUAUUCGCCGUACUCGGCAUGGAUAGGCUCGGCAGGAAGUUUUUCUUAGUAUUCGCAACAUUCUCGGCUGGUCUGUGCUCAGCCGCGAUGUACUUUGUAUACAACAAGACUAACAACUUGAUUGUGAGCGCUAUCUUCAGUUCUGUGAUAUCGUGCGGCAACGCGUCGCUCGACUGCCUCAUUACCGAAGUCUUCCCGACCAAUUUACGUGCGACUGGAGUUGCGGUGUCGAUGGUGGCGGCUCGUUUGGGCGGUAUCAUCGGCAACGUGGUGAUAGCAGCACUUCUGGACACCUACUGCCCGGCGCCCACCUUCAUCGUAGCUGUGCUGUUGGCCGGCGGCGGUCUCAUGUGCCUCCUCCUGCCUAAUACCACCAGGCAAGCGCUGCAGUAGCACGUAUCCUUCGAAACGCACGUUAUUAUAGGUGUCCUAAACGAGUAGUAUUUGGUCAUCAUAAACCGACUCCUGAUUCCUCUGGUGUAACUAGUUCUUUUUGUACAAUAUUUUUGUAUUUAAAAUUAAUUUAUGAAACCAAUGAAAGUACGAGAUAUUUUUUUAUAGUAAGUAAACAAUUGACUGUUGUAAAAUAGGUUGUUAUAACUUAUUUUGUUCGAGAAACAGAAUGUUCACGACUCUGAAACUAAGUUUCACACAUUUUGUUCGAUUAAAUAUCAUAGGCUAAGUUCUAUCAUUCAUACAUAACUCUCGUUGUAUAUUGCAACUGUUUUCAUGUUACGAAUUUAUAAAUUAGCAAUUGUUACCGUAGUUUAGUUAGUAUUGUAGUUUAUAGUGACGAAUUAAAAAUGUGCAAGUUGAAAUGAUUGUAAAAUAAACCAUAACCUUGAACAUUAUGUGACGCCUUAAUAAAAGACGACUUAGUAUUUACCUACAUUACAGUAUAAGUUUAUAAUGUAUUUAUUAACUACAUUGCUGGAAUUGAGAAAUUACUAUGUUAAAAC